CAGGCCGGCACGUGACGUAGGGCAAGUUCCUGCUGUGGCUUGAGGGAAACAGAUCGACAUUGUGCCACGGGAGAAUCGCACUUUGCGGCCUGUGGAACCUCCCCUCCCUGAGCGAUGGCCUCACCUGUCUCAGUCUACAACUCCAACGCCUUGGACACACACAUCUCCAGCUCCUCCAGAGAGUCUCUGAAGAUGGAGUUGUUAGCUGAUGUGUCCCUGCUGCCGGGGGAGGAGAGAAUUAUAGAUAAAGAAACCAUCUACAUCUGUCCGUUCAGUGGAGCGGUGAAGGGAAAGGUGUUGAUCACCAACUACAGACUCUACUUCAAGAGCUUAGAUCCUGAUGUGGCGCUGACGCUGGACGUCCCUUUGGGUGCCAUCGGUCGGGUGGAGAAGAUGGGCGGGGCUUCGAGCAGAGGGGAACACUCCUACGGCCUGGACAUCACCUGCAAGGACAUGAGGAACUUGAGGUUCGCCCUGAAGCAGGAAGGUCACAGCAGGAGAGAUAUCUUCGAGCUCAUCUUCAAAUACGCCUUCCCCGUCUCACAUGGUCUGCCACUGUUUGCAUAUGUGACUCAGGAGAAGUACGGGGAGAGUGGCUGGGACAUCUACAAACCCAUAGAGGAGUUCAGACGGCAGGGCUUACCCAAUAACAAGUGGCGCAUCACCUUCAUCAAUAAGAACUACGAGCUGUGCGACACCUACCCCACCGUGCUGGCCGUACCCUUUAAGAGUAAAGAGGAGGACCUCAGGAGAGUGGCAGCCUUCAGGUCCAGAGGACGCAUACCCGUCCUGUCGUGGAUCCACAGGGAGAACCAGGCGGUGAUCGCCCGCUGCAGUCAGCCUCUGGUCGGGAUGUCCGGGAAGAGAAACAAAGACGACGAGCGCUACCUGGACGUGAUCAGAGAGGCCAACGACACCUCCAAACUCACCAUCUUCGACGCCCGGCCCAGCGUCAACGCCGUGGCUAACAAGGCCACAGGAGGAGGCUACGAGGGCGACGAGUACCAAAACGCAGAGCUGGUCUUCCUGGACAUCCAGAACAUCCACGUCAUGAGGGAGUCCCUGAAGAAGCUCAAAGACAUUGUGUACCCCAACGUGGAGGACUCUCAUUGGCUGUCCAGUCUAGAGUCCACACAUUGGCUAGAACACGUUAAGCUGGUGUUGUCAGGAGCCAUCCAAGUAGCAGACAAGGUCUCCAGCGGACAGUCUGUGGUGGUGCACUGCAGCGACGGCUGGGACCGCACCGCUCAGCUCACCUCUCUGGCCAUGCUGAUGCUGGACAGUCACUACAGAACGCUCCGAGGCUUCCAGGUGCUGAUCGAGAAGGAGUGGAUCAGCUUUGGGCACAAAUUUGCUUCGAGGAUAGGUCACGGCGACAAGAACCACGCGGAUCAGGACCGAUCCCCCAUCUUCGUGCAGUUCAUCGACUGCGUGUGGCAGAUGACUAAACAGUUUCCUACAGCCUUUGAGUUCAAUGAGCGCCUCCUGCUGACCAUCCUGGAUCAUCUCU
Molecule: messenger RNA, 1510 nt
Organism: Trematomus bernacchii (emerald rockcod)
Lineage: Eukaryota; Metazoa; Chordata; Actinopteri; Perciformes; Nototheniidae
Product: myotubularin-like
Biological process (GO): mitochondrion distribution; muscle cell cellular homeostasis; dephosphorylation
Cellular component (GO): plasma membrane
Molecular function (GO): phosphatidylinositol-3,5-bisphosphate 3-phosphatase activity
Source: RefSeq, a predicted model, not a curated record